UUGUUAACUUUGCCCUCAUAACUUCUAUUAGAGUUUUAAACGAAAACAAAGUCUGCCGUAUGUCCUCUCUCUGUGUUUGGUGCGAAAUAACGGCGCGGUGUCGUGAUAACAUCAUUUUUGAACUUAAAAAUUAAAUUUUUUUUAAUAAUCACCUAACAAAGUAGAAUAUUGAUUGAAAAGCAUUCAAGAUAUGAAAAACACGGGUAGAUUUACAGAUUUCAACUUUAUUUUAACGAAGGAGAAUAGCAGUCUUGAAUCUAUUAUAUAUGGCGAAGAGAUUCCAGAAAUUGCUUCCGAUGAAGAAGGCCUUGCAGGCACCUAUGACCGUACUUUGCUUAACCAGAGUUCACCGGAAAGUUACACUGAAGAAAAUAAGGAGUCUAGUCAGCAGAUUUCAAAGGUUUUGGAUGAGUUUGGAAAUAAUAGCCUGGAGGGAUUGAGUUUUGAACGGCCAGAUGAAAAAAUUCAGUCCGAAAAUUUUACCAAGCUACAAGAGGUAAAAGAAACUUUAGAAGUCGAAAGUAAAAGUUUACAGCUAAAUUCCAAUAAGAUUGACGACUUUUUUUUUCUUUUUCCGAAAGAUUCUUUGCUGGUAGCUAAGGCCUUGAAGAUGAUUAAGCACAGAAACCAUGUGAUAGCUCAUUUAAAAAAACACGUGGAAAAACAAGACAGAAAACUCGACGACUGUUUAAAUCAGCUUGAAAGACUUAAAGCCCAAGUUCGAACUAAAGAUUUAAUUAUUGACAAAAUUUUCAACGAUCUGAAGACUGCUAAACAGAUCAGCGAGGUUUAUUUGGGACAAAUCAAGUUGUUUAAAUUAAGCGGGAUUGAAAAAAACUUUCUUAAUGAAGAAAUAAAAGGCUGUAGCUUCGGCCGCGAUUGAUCUAUCGUCUAUUUACCACAAAA
Molecule: messenger RNA, 906 nt
Organism: Zophobas morio
Lineage: Eukaryota; Metazoa; Arthropoda; Insecta; Coleoptera; Tenebrionidae
Exons: 9
Coding region: 191-883 (230 amino acids)
Source: RefSeq, a predicted model, not a curated record